Molecule: messenger RNA, 1419 nt
Organism: Triticum turgidum subsp. durum (durum wheat)
Lineage: Eukaryota; Viridiplantae; Streptophyta; Magnoliopsida; Poales; Poaceae
Source: the annotation of a GenBank genome assembly
AUGGAGGAUACGUCGCCUGUCGACGAGCAAGAAGAUCCCGGUGAUGGUGCAGUUGUGGCUCUCGCCCCUUCUCCAGAGCCUGCGAGGGCCUUUAAAGUGCGUUGUUUACAUGCAUCAUGCUAUCCUCCACUCCAACUUGUACGCAGUAAUAGCCGUCGGUUUAUGCCUUCGCAAGCAGAUGAAGAAGCUCAUCAGUUAUCUUAUUUACAAAAGCAUAUGGCCAAUGUUUUAACUCUUUUGGCAGAUUCUGUUGAUGGAGAGGGUGAUGAAUCUAUGGUACUGACAAUGGAGACUUUUGAGCACCUUGGAUUCUUGUUGCAGUUCUCCGAAGGAACUCCUUUAAGCCAAGCUGCACCAUUUUUUGCGAAUUCUGAUCUAGACAUGCCUGCUGCUCCUGUUCCGGCUACUCAAGUUCAUGACUGGAUUCUGCAGAAUAUAGCUUCUUCCUUGGAAUAUACUGCAGAAAAAGCUAUAACCAAGGAAAACAAUCAACGGAGUGUAUCUGAUCCUGAUGUGGCAAUGGCUGAUGCUGUCACAAAUACAAGAAUCCAGAGCAGCUCAUCAACUGGUGCUUCUGUGCAAAACAAUCCUGGAUACUACCGAAAUACAUCUUUUGUGGAGGGUAUCUCCAAAACUUCUGUUGUCAAACACGGGUCUGAUAUUAAAGGGCAUUCAAUAAAGGUUUUGAACUGCCAUGAUUCUGUUAUCUACAUCCUAGCCCCUCUCAAAUAUGCUACGGUGUAUGGAUGUUCGGACACAACUGUUGUUCUUGGUGCUAUUGGCAAGGUGGUAAAAGUUGAGCAUUGUGAACGUGUGCAAAUAGUUGCGGCUUCUAAAAGAAUUUUUAUUGCCAAUUGUCGAGAAUGUAUCUUCUACUUGGGAGUAAAUCACCAACCACUUAUUGUGGGGGACAACCAUAAAUUACAAGUUGCUCCAUUUAAUACUUAUUAUCCACAACUUGGGGAGCAUUUGGCACAAGUUGGUGUGGACCCUAACGUCAACAAGUGGGAUCAACCUUUUGUGCUGGGAGUUGUUGAUCCACAUGAUUCAUUAUCUCAUCCUGCAGGGGUUUCUGAUGUCCAAGCCGAGUCUGCCACUUGUCUAGAUCCUGAUCUAUUCACAGACUUCAUGAUUCCUAGUUGGUUUGAGGCAGAAGGUCCUACCAAAUACAAUCCAUUUACGUUACCUGAAGUUUACUGGGCAUCACAGAGGAAAAAGGUAUUUAGAAGCUUCACAAUUGGAGCAAGAUUACGUGGAUCAGUUCUGCCAUUAAAAAUACCACAACUAGCCCUUUCACUGAAUGCUUCUCUGGAAGACAUUCAAAAGAAUAUACGAGAGCUGGAGCUUGAUGAUAACCGGAAAAAAGAAUUGGCAUGUGCCCUUCAUGCUCAAUUCAAGGACUGGCUAUAUGGUAAUUAA